Microstroma glucosiphilum is the source of this 4234-nucleotide messenger RNA. RefSeq lists its product as hypothetical. The record is from RefSeq and is a predicted model, not a curated record. Lineage: Eukaryota; Fungi; Basidiomycota; Exobasidiomycetes; Microstromatales; Microstromataceae. The coding region runs from base 259 to 4218 and encodes 1319 amino acids. Gene Ontology annotation, biological process: translation. Gene Ontology annotation, cellular component: ribosome. Gene Ontology annotation, molecular function: structural constituent of ribosome; protein binding. The transcript has 4 exons.
CAUCAAGUCACUUCACAUCAUGGUGAGUAGUCGUGGCACAUCGUCGCAGUGACUGUCGCAUAUGCUCGCAGUAUAGCCUCAGGCACUCUUCUCCAGAGACACCUUCGCUUCUGCUCGACAAACGAGGGACAAGUGCUGACCAAAGACGAAUCUCCAUCUUCCUCUCCCUCGCCUCGUACCGCUCCUCGCACCACCUUCCCUCACUGCCUCAUCCUCCUCCUCCUCCUCAUCAUCAUCAUCAUCUACGCUACUCCCACGAUGCAUGUCAUGGCCUCACAGGACGCCUCCGCCCCCGUCACCCUGCGCACCCGCAAGUUCAUCACCAACCGCCUUCUGCAGCGAAGGCAGUUUGUCCUCGAUGUCAUUCACCCAUCGAGGCCAAACGUCUCAAGGGCUGAGCUCUCCGAGAAGCUCGCCAGCCUCUACAAGGCAAACAAGGAGCAGGUCGUCGUAUUUGGUAUGAAGACCAAGUUCGGUGGUGGUCGAUCGACUGGAUUCGGAUUCAUCUACGACACUCGCGAGGCAAUGAACUUUGAGCCCAGGCACAGGCUCGUCAGGGUCGGUCUCGCCAAGAAGGUCGAGAAGCCCAGCCGAAAGCUGCGCAAGGAGAGGAAGAACCGUGCAAAGAAGGUCACUGGUGUUGCCAAGAAGAAGGCUGGAGACCCGGCCAAGAAGAACGAACUCUUCCUCGACGACACACCGGAGCUCUUUCCAGCAACUGAAACCAUUACGACCACCCCAGCAUCGACAGACCUUCCUUCAUCGUCUUUGUCUCCAUCUCUUCCUUCAGAUCCAGCUUCUGACUUUGUAGACUUCAGCUUUGAUCCAGAAGGACAGGAGUACCAACACUUCGAAGCUUCCAUCAACCAGCAGGAAGAGGAAGAGCGAGAACUACUCCAAGACUAUCUCGACCACGAGCCUCCAUCUCCCUGUGCAUUUGACGAACAAGACUCGCCUACACUUGCCAAGCUAGACAGUGCGCAGAACCAAGAAGCAGAGCAAUUCCACUUGCGACGCUUCGAAUUCGACGAGGGAAGGCAAGACACUGCCUGUUACAUUGACUCUACAGAGUCAAUCUCGUCACCUCCACGCACUCGCAAGUCUCGCCUCUCUCGAGCUAGCGUUGACGAUCUCCGUAGCGCCAGUCGCGAAGCCUCAUCUGCCUCGGCACUUCUUCUGCGUCUACCGGACCGAAGAGGAACGAACUCGACUGCUCACCUAUCUAUUCACGCCCCUGGUCUCUCCUCUGCUUCUGCACACUGGGCGCCUCUUCCCUCUCGCCUAGGACCCGACGCUCCCCUUCGAUCUGCCUUGAUCGUAGACGAGCUCUCAUCCUCGUCCAUCCCACUUGUACGUCUAGAGUCGGGCUCUCCUCCCGGACAGAGGCGGAAAUCAAGUCUUCCUCUGCUUAGGACAAGUCGGCUAUCGCAACACUCUUCAAGCAAGUCGUUUGAAGCGCAAGCAUCCUCCUUUCCCAAAAGGGGCUCGGCGAAGCGAGACUCCUCUGCACAUAGACUGGCAACGUCGUUCAGCACCGCAGACGUUGAUUGCCCUCCUACACUAUCUACCUCAGCUCUACAUAGGGUACGAGUGUCGAGUCCUCUCGUCUCCCGCGUUGCUGCCUGUGACUCUUUGAAGACAACACGCGUGCUACUGAGCCCCACCAUCUACGAGCAAGAACACAGCGAUCAGACCGAUUAUCUUGCGACCGAGCACUCACUUGGUGAGCCAGAUUCCGCCAUGCCUUGGUACGGCAACAACACGAGCAACACCACUGUGCAGCGCCAGCAAGGCUUCGGUGGUGCUCCUAUGACUCCAGCAGCCUCUGGAGCGGGAGGCGGCCAGGGGUACAAUGGAAAUGGAGCCCCCAAUGGCCAGUAUCAGCAAGGAGGCGCCAUUCCUGGCAACAGCGCCGAUGCAGGCGGCCCAGUGUAUCCGGCCCUCCAUCUGCAUCCUAUGAACGAUACCUUUGCGCCAAAGCAGAUUUCACUUGCUCCCCCCGGGCCCCACAACAAGGUCAAGGUGGGAAGGCAGACAAAUCAAAAGACGGCGCCUCAUCCUUCCAAUGGAUUCUUUGACAGCAAGGUUCUGAGUAGAAUGCACGCAGAGGUAUGGUGUCAAGACGGCAAAGUCUUCAUCAAGGAUGUAAAGUCUUCAAAUGGUACCUUCAUCAAUGGCGAGCGAUUGUCACCGGAAGCGCAAGAAUCAGAAGUAUUCGAAUUACACAGCGAAGACCUGGUCGAAUUCGGUAUCGACAUCGUAGGAGACGACAACAAGACCAUCAUCCACCAUAAGGUGGCCUGCCGAGUCUACCUCGUUCUGACUGCUGACGAUGCGGUCAACAUGCGUAACGACUUCGCAAACAUGUACAGGGCAGGCGCCGGUAACGGUGCUGGCAACGCCACAUCUACCACUCAUAGCUCAGCCAUGGGCGGCGCAUCAGUCGGACCUGGUGCUGAAGGCGGGCUAAGAAGAGGAAAGGGCUCGAUGAGCUUCGAUCACAUCCUUGGUCGACUGCAGAUGGAAUUGCAGAAGAGCCGGGAGACGGGCUCGGAGAUUGGCUCGCUGAACUCGACACUUGGUGAGCUACAAGACUCCCUUGGAGGCGGCCUUCCGCCCAUGCAAGAAGCUCCAUACCCGCACCUGGUACCCACAGGAGCUACAACGUCGGAAGAAGGUGCUGCCGAGAGUAACGCCACGUCGUCCGCUGCCGUUGCUGCCUUGCAAGCGCAACUUGCCGAGACACAAUCGUCCAUCUCAACACAAGUCGACAAGAUCCGGGCUCUCGAGUCGAUGCUUGCGGAGCAUGAACUCAUCAAGGCCGAAGUUGGAUCCAUCAAGAGUCAGAUGGAGGAGGCAAAGAGGGAGCUCGACGAGAUGGCAAAUUCAAAGAAGAGUCUAUCCGGGAACGGUAGUCAUACGCUGAGCGAACAUCUUUUCCAACGAGAUGGACUACCAAGCCACACAGGGAGCUUUGGCUCAGCUGAGGACUUUGAUGAUGGUGCCAGUAUGGCUUCCAUGGAUACCGUCACGCCAGGUGCUGAUGUGGGCGACGCUCCACGGGGAGCUGAUGAGAUUGAAGAAGCGGAUACCGACCCUGAGAUUUUGCAGAACCACGUAGGCCCUCGCGCACCUCCUGACAUGCCACCAGAGCUGGCUGCUAGGGAGGCGGCUGCCUCUGCUGCUGCUGCAGCCCAAGGGGCCUCAAAUGCUGCCAAAUCAGCUUCUUCUCUGGCAUCUCACGCCGACGAGCAACUCAAAGCACAGAACAAUGCUCUUGCUGCUCGACUUGACGUUCUAGAAUCUCAGCUAGAGGAGGCUCUGUCCUUUGGCCGGACACUGCAAACGCAGCACGUCUUGGCUACAGAAACGGUCAAGGCCUUGGAACAGAAGGUGCAGUCUCUCGAGAAGCAGGUGCAAGACCACUCACAAUCCGUCCAGGGCAAGAUCACAGAAGUCCUCGAGGGACGCUUCUCUCAGUGGAAGGACGAAAUCGAAGCGGGCUGGAAGCAAGAAAAGCAUAGCUGGGAAGAAGAACGUGACAGGCUGAGGGCCGUCAUUGAAGCGUGGGAUACUGCCAACGGCAGACUAGAGGAGCAGGCUGCUGCGCAAAUUGCUGCCGGUACAAGUUCCACUCCGCUAUCGGAGACAGGUGGCAGUAGCAGUCCAGCUGCAAGCGUUGCGGGCAGCCAAACUAGCGGCCAGACAAGAAGACGUGCCUCCAAAUCCGCCAAGCGGAGAGCGGCAAAACGCCACCUCAACCCUACUUUGCGAGCGCUUCUGUACAAGUCUUCGCACAACGAGCCUCUAGACGACGACGAGGGAUCUUACUCGAGCGAGGAAGGCGAUAGCCACUCUGGUAUCGCAAGUAGUAGCGGAGCUGCCUCCCCAGCAAGGCCUGGUCUCGGCGGUAAGAGGAGGAGCAGUAGCAAUUUCCCACACACCCUGCAAGAUAUCGGCGAGAACGCGAGUAGGAGCGUUCAAGAUGCGGGUAGAGGGGCUGCGUCCUCCCUAACAGCCGCAGGGGGAGGAGCUAUCGGAGGGACUGCCACGGACGGUACUCGCGGCGGUGGGAAAUCCAGCGGGGCAGACCCAAGCACCGGCGGUGGUCUAAGAUUAGAGAAACCACACGCAAUGGCGGGCCUGUCGGCGGUAGUGGCCCUAGUGGGCAUCGUCUACUAUACGAGCGCCUAUACCAAGUGUGGACCGACGAGCUGAGCGGAGCGUGCGGCGG